GAUUAUGUAAACCAUGUUAUCAGGACAUGAAGAUGAAGUUUAAAGACCAAGAGACUGCGCAAGUCAGAGAGCCAAUGUGCUCUGGUAUUUCCAUAGCAGAAUACUGCUUCUCUGAGCCACAGGCAGGGAAAUCAUACUGUGAUUCCAAAAUAGCGCACAUGAGAAUGAAAAUGAAGAGCUAUGCAGCAAGUGGGCAUGACAUCUUAACUGCAUCAGACAUGAAACAUGCACUUGAUGCUGGCUCAGGUGUCAGAGGAUGUCAAGUGGCAAAUGUAGCUAUAGAUACAACAAAACAGUUGUUCAGUACCCACAAGAUGAAAAACGUAAACAACUACAGCAGUAUCACUUAUCAAGAGGAUGGUAUGAUUGUGCGUAAAGCUUAUAAUAUUGGGAGAGGCUUACUUAUGUCAAACUUGGAUAUCAGGAAGUUUACCAGUUCUAAACAUGAGGAACACACGUCUGGAUGCUUGAUAUUGGAGCCCUUUAUUACCCCUGCUAUGCAGAAGGGAGAAAUAAGAACUAAAUCAAAGGAAAAUUCUGAUGGUUUAGAAAUUUCUGGAAAUAACGCUGAGAGAGAAACUGCUGAAGAUGCUGCAGUGGCAUUAUUUUAUUGCCCAGAAGUUGGCUGUACCAAGAAGUAUUCAACAUACAGAGGGUUAGAAACUCAUUUGUUGUGUGGUAAACACCAAAUGAAACUAGACAAAAAAUCUACAUUCGACCAAAUAAAGCUUCAGUGGGCUCAGCUAUGUAGUGAAGUAGUAAUCACCUGCAAAAAUGUUUUGUCCUCUAAAGAGAGUGUUGAAAAGGAGCUUAAAGCUGAACCUAUGGGAUGGGGUCUUAGAAAACCAAGGAAGAUUUCACGUUUUCCAGAGAAAGUGAAGGACUACUUGAUGAAAAAAUAUGAAAAUGGCAAAAAAGGGAGGAAAGCAGUUCCAUCAGAAGUUGCUGAAGAAAUGAGGGUUGUUACUGAUGAGGAUGGAAGCAAAUUAUUUAGUGUCAGUGAAUGGUUGAGCACAGCUCAAAUAACUUCUUUCUUCUCCAGAAUGGCAAGUAAGGGAUAUGACAAUAAACCUGUGACAGAGGACUUUGAUGACAAAGAUUUACUGGCAGCUUUGGAAGCCAUUGAGGAGGAUGCACUGAUUGAGAAUAUUAAUUUGGCCUCGUAA
Saccostrea cuccullata (small rock oyster) is the source of this 1166-nucleotide messenger RNA. RefSeq lists its product as uncharacterized. The transcript has 4 exons. The annotation marks the transcript as partial. The record is from RefSeq and is a predicted model, not a curated record. Lineage: Eukaryota; Metazoa; Mollusca; Bivalvia; Ostreida; Ostreidae.